AUGUUUCACAAGAACUGGAAAAGUUUCAGCGAUCAUCGCAUUAAAGAAGUGGGUAAGUUCGAGUCUAGCGACGCGCAAGAUUUCGCUCGAAGGGCCAACUAUUGCCUUGGUGAACAACACAAUGAAGACGAGAAGAAAAAAAAGAUCAAGUAUUUCUGUGAAGAAUGCUCCGUAUGUGUUUGUCGUGACUGCGUCCUAUUAGAGCAUCGAGAUCACGACUACAUCUCAAUUGAGAAAGGAAUUGAAAAAAAGAAGGGUGAAAUCGAUGCUAAACUUCAAGAAGUUAAAAGAAACCGCUUAUGUUUAAACACACACAAGACCUUGGUGGAAACACAAAGAGUGAAAGUAAACAACAGCAUCGAUCAGGCGACAAAUGAAGUGCAUAGGCUUGCCGAGCAUUGCAUAAUGUUAAUUCGCCAGCACGAAUCAAGCGUGACGGAAAGGCUAGCGAGGGAGAGAGCAGCUGUUCAAGUUGCAUUCGCCGAGAAACUGACCAGUUUAAAUGAAAAGCUGGCGGAAAUAGAGCGUGGAUUGGCAUUCUGUGAGGACGUCCUCGUCCGAAGAAAUCUUCCAGAAAUUUUGAAUGUAAAAGCAAUUGUUGAGCGGAGGCUCCAAGAACUUUCAAUUCCUUUCGACUUUAUGUCAGUGCUGGAAUAUACUGAUGUUAGGUAUCUCCCAAAGGACGUAUCGCACUUGAAGGAUGCACCCGGAAAAGAAAACGAGCCGAAACCUAACUAUUCGGGGAAAUUGCCCAUUGUUGGUUCCUUUAGCUAUACUAGAAUGUCCUCGGGUGCAUCGGGAUCUUUGGUGGAUGAAACGAGUUCUUCAAGCUUAACAAACAAUUUGAGAGCUGUUAAACUGGACAAAUGA
This is a messenger RNA of Stylophora pistillata, 870 nucleotides long. Its product is annotated as E3 ubiquitin-protein ligase TRIM71-like. The record is from RefSeq and is a predicted model, not a curated record. Lineage: Eukaryota; Metazoa; Cnidaria; Anthozoa; Scleractinia; Pocilloporidae.